This is a messenger RNA of Helianthus annuus (common sunflower), 617 nucleotides long. RefSeq lists its product as uncharacterized. The coding region runs from base 3 to 434 and encodes 143 amino acids. The transcript has 2 exons. NCBI's taxonomy places the organism in Eukaryota, Viridiplantae, Streptophyta, Magnoliopsida, Asterales, Asteraceae. The record is from RefSeq and is a predicted model, not a curated record.
GAAUGACUCCAGAUUCUGUUCUUAAACAGUCAUCUGAAAUGGAUUCUAUUUUCACGGGAGACUAUAUUGAGUUAAACGAUCUUAUCGAUCCAGGAUCACGCUCUUCCAGUUCCGCCAACUCAAGCUGUUUGACCAUGACUUCAGAUGAGUACUUUGACUCAAUGGCUCUCUUACAAGAAAUAGAGAAUGACAUUAAGGAUUCUAGUGUAAACUUCAAUCUUUCUGCACCUUUAAAGUCAACAGAAGUGUUCAUACGCCUCGCUACUUCAGUCUCUCUUAUAACAGAUCAAGACUCCAAACGCUCGGGUCAAGUGACCUCCAAAGACUGCAACAUUUCCAAAAAUACAUCCAAAGAGGGAAAGAAGGAGCGUGUUAGUAGGGCGAAAAGGCGUAAAAUGAAGAACUAUUUGUGUUUCCUAAAGUUGUUCUUCUAGAAACAGGAGACAGUGAAGGGUGAAGACUGAAUCUAGUACAAGUUUUGAAUUUUGAUACCGACGGGGUGGCAAGAUUUAUAUUUAUGGUCUAGGAAAACAUGUAGAUAGUGUCAAUUAUGUGUGAAAAGUGACCACAUUUAAGAUGCAAACCUUUAAUGUUUGAAUCUGACAAGUUCUUGUUUG